AUGGUCAAUGGACACCGGACUGCUGCCGACCGAGCUUGUCGAGAUGACGUCCAGAGGCCUGCCGUGGACCCGCAUGCAAGUGAAAGACGGAUGCCGAUGUGCGAGUCACAUAGCGGACUCCCUGUCGCCCACAUGGCUGGAUCUUAUGCAAAGCACUCGCUGAUUGGUCUUAGAGCUAGCGCGGCGACUCUCCGACAGCCGGGGUGGUUGUUAGCCUUGCUCCAGUCGUUGCCCGGCCACCAAUUGGAGCUCGAGGUUGUUCUGGGGCACGCCAACCGUGGCACUUCGAUACAGGCCAGGCCCACGUUACUGACUGUAUUAUGUCUUAGAAACUGGAAUCCUUUACCCGAGGGGUGCGAGGAACGGAUGUUGUCCGAGCCCCAGGCCCACCACCCCGGUCUAAAAGAAAUCUCAACUUGGGCGACUGAUUGGGAAGCGGCUAUACUAAGCGGUCAGGCCAUGGGAGGGAAGAUGUCAUGGCGCGCUGAUGUUGGAAUUUGGGGGGGCCGCGUGACUCCACGGGACUUUCCCCACCAUUGUGGGAAGGCUUACUACCAGCCAAGCCGCGCAACUGGAGCCUUGCUUGUUGUCGGCGUGGCACUCUCCCUACCGUCGAAUGACCCAACGCCACCGAGGCAUUUAAUAAUCGCGCGCCCAACCAGCUUACCUGUUAACUUUGCCGAUUUUUUUCUCAUUGUCGCCAUAUUCAAGUUCCGAACUUCAGGUUGCGAGAGAAUGUCAUCAUGCAUGGAGAGGCCCUCCAUCAGCUUGACUCAUGAGCCAGUCCAGAAACGCCAAGACCGUUUUAACCGGUCUUGCCAAUACCCGACAAGCUUAAUGUUGAGGCUUUGGGCGUGGGAUGGCGGUAAUUUUGCACCCCUAUGGGCCGAAUCAAUUAUACCCACUCCCAUCGCGGUUUCUCCGAGCCCCUUCAGUCCGAGGAGGUCCAAUUGUCUUAGAAGGGAGCGAAUGUACUCAGUGUCAGACCAUGAGUACUAUGCAGGAUGCAACCACUAA
Aspergillus niger is the source of this 1017-nucleotide messenger RNA. RefSeq lists its product as uncharacterized. Lineage: Eukaryota; Fungi; Ascomycota; Eurotiomycetes; Eurotiales; Aspergillaceae. The coding region runs from base 1 to 1017 and encodes 338 amino acids. The record is from RefSeq and is a predicted model, not a curated record. The transcript has 6 exons.